This is a messenger RNA of Cololabis saira (Pacific saury), 692 nucleotides long. RefSeq names its product deleted in azoospermia-like. The transcript has 9 exons. Bases 1 to 666 code for a protein of 221 amino acids. Lineage: Eukaryota; Metazoa; Chordata; Actinopteri; Beloniformes; Belonidae. The record is from RefSeq and is a predicted model, not a curated record. Gene Ontology annotation, molecular function: RNA binding.
AUGUUGGAGCUGGACAUCCACAAGCCCAGACACAUCCACCAAACUGUUCCUUCCAUGAAGUUAUCAAACGGAUACAUUCUGCCUGAAGGCAAGAUGAGGCUGAACGCAGUCUUUGUUGGUGGGAUCGACAAAGAGGUGGAUGAAAAUGAAAUACGGGACAUCUUUGCAAGAUUUGGUGUAGUAAAAGAAGUAAAAAUUAUUACAUACCAUGGAGGGAUCUGCAAAGGUUAUGGGUUUGUGUACUUCAAUGAAGAUAUCGACAUUCAGUCAAUCAUUGAGGAGCGGAUCAUUUUCAAGGGCCGGAAACUCAAGUUGGGCCCUGCUAUCACGAAAGAAAGGAUCUCUCGCUCCAUGCCGUCGCGUCUGGUUGGAGGACAGGCUCCUUGGAUGAGUCCCACCCAGUACUAUUACUGUACUUGCUGUUCACCCAUGGGAGGAGGAGUGAUGCAGUCUACACCCAUUUACAGUGGAGGCAGCCCCUAUAAUCAGCCGUAUUCCUACAACAACUUUGGAGGAGCCGUGUUUCCACAGACCCCGAUGAGCUACCCACAGAAUCCCUACACCUACCAGUACACCACCCCUCCCUGGACCGCAGACCAGAGGACGCGACCUGUCAGUCAGAACUUCGUGGACUGUGGAGUUCAGACGUUGCUGACUGUCAUGUAGUCCACAGCUGCCGAGUCUCCAAACAG